Drosophila nasuta is the source of this 2553-nucleotide messenger RNA. It is a transcript of the gene IKKbeta, whose product is annotated as inhibitor of nuclear factor kappa B kinase subunit beta. NCBI's taxonomy places the organism in Eukaryota, Metazoa, Arthropoda, Insecta, Diptera, Drosophilidae. The coding region runs from base 103 to 2298 and encodes 731 amino acids. The record is from RefSeq and is a predicted model, not a curated record. The transcript is spliced from 6 exons. Gene Ontology annotation, molecular function: IkappaB kinase activity; ATP binding. Gene Ontology annotation, cellular component: cytoplasm; IkappaB kinase complex. Gene Ontology annotation, biological process: positive regulation of transcription by RNA polymerase II; tumor necrosis factor-mediated signaling pathway; peptidyl-serine phosphorylation.
GAGACUGUGUAGUUGUACUUGGUGCAGCAGUCGCUAUAAAUAAAAAAAGUAGCGCCGUAAAAAAUCGUAGAACUCAGUUUUUCUAAUUAUAAAUGAAAAAUCAUGCCGCAUAAAUUACAUCGCGUCGGCGACUGGCAACUAAUACGACAAUUGGGCCAAGGAGGCUUUGGAGAAGUUCAACAAUGGAAAAAUAUUGUAACAAAUCAGGAAAUUGCGACGAAGCAUAUCAAAAAUGACACUAACAUUGGCGCUGAUCAGGAACGCAAGUUAAAGGAACGCUGGAUAAAGGAGUAUAACUGGACCCGGCAGUUUCAAAAUUUGACGUUCAUUGUUGCUGGUGUGCAGCUGGGCGACGAAUCCGCUGAAUUUAUAAAACAAUUGAAUGAUAACCAUAUUUGGCAACUUCCUGUGAUUAUUCUAGAAUAUUGCAAUGGAGGCGAUGUGCGAAAACUUCUACAACAAGCACCCAAUGUUAAUGGUCUCGUGCAGUCUGAGGUGUGUAAUAUACUUAGUUGUCUGCGCCAAUCUGUUGUCUUCUUGCACAAUACAUGUGGCAUCUGUCAUCGUGAUCUAAAGCCUGAUAACAUUGUAAUACAUCGCCUUCCUAAUAGUCGUAAGCUAUACAAGCUUACAGAUUUUGGUUUGGCACGUAAUAUGCCCGCGGAGACAAUGCUGCAGAGUGUUGUUGGAACACGUCAUUACUUUGCACCCGAAGUUGUUGAUAGCGGCAAGUACAACAACAGUGUUGACUUCUGGUCAAUGGGUAUUAUUGGCUAUGAAAUUGCAACCGGCGUAUUGCCAUUUAUACCGCAUCAGAAACCAUUCAACAUCCACUUUAAUCUGUGUAAGAAGCCGCGCAAUUGUAUUGCCAUAACGGAGGAUGUCGAGGAGGAGGAACGCUUCCAUUUUCACACUGAGCUGGCAGUAAAGCACCAUCUCAGCAGUCACUUUGUGGCCAAAUUGAAAGAGUUUCUUUCGUUGGCACUUGACUCGGAUUAUUCCCGACGCGGCAUUCAAGGAGCAACUGAUGGAGUACAAGGCCCAUCCAGAUCACCCAUUAUAUUUACUAAGAUCGAUGAUCUGCUUGGGCUAAAGGUGUUGACCUUAUUUGUGGCAUUUAAAUAUCAACGCCUGGAGUAUGUUGUAACUCCGACGAUGGCAAUGUCUGAACUGGCACUAAAAAUAGCCAAGGAUACUGAUAUGAAGGUGGAUUCUCUCUAUCUGAUGCUUCCCACGGGACAUCCGCAUGGACGAGUGACUCGUGUGACACAACCCAUAGAUCUCUACGUAGAUGAAUGGUGUGAUACAAGUGAGGCGUCAAAGGGUCCCCCAGUGAUGGUCUACAUCUUCAAUAUGAAGCACUGCGACUAUUCAGCACCCCCUUGUUGCAUGACAGAUCUGGUUCAGAACUGCAUUGGCUCCCAAAAGAAAUGGCCACCCUGGGUGAUGGACAGAAUGGUCCUCGACAUUCACUAUAUACUUAGUAAGGAGCACGCAACCAUGCGAACUAUGCUGUUUGGAUUUAAGGAGCAUGCUAUGUCAUUAGAACACGAUAUGCUGAUUUAUCAAUCAGUAAUCAAAACGGUCAAUAUCGAGAAAGAACAAUGCUGUGGAGCAAUGUCUCAUUUCGAUGCGCUAAUUUCUGCAGCAAAACAACAGAAUAAAUUGAAUAUGGCCAAUAAAGAAGAGUUUGAGACUAAUGUGCAGAGACUGGCCAAUUUAAGUAACGAAAUCAUAUCUCUCAUUGAGCAAACAAUUCAUCAUUACGACUCCUCUUUGGGCAUCAUCCGUGACGUAGCGAUUAAGCAAAGUGCUGAUAUCUACAAAUCGUUUAUGGAUGCCGACACAUACAAACUCUCGCGAUUUCGAAAACUUUACAUCACGCACGGUGAUAAGUUGUCGUGCUCGGAUGCUUACAAUAUUGUGAUAAAUCUGGCGAAAGAGCGUCAUUCUCUUCUCAUGGAUGAAAAAUUGAAGUUUUUGCGCGAGAGCCUUAAUCAGGCGCUAAAUCGCUUCGCUAUUAUACCAAACACUUUGCAGACUGCAUGUCAACGUCUCAAGGAUAUUCGCAUGCAAUUAUUGCAGCUGAAUCUGCAAAUGUUACCAGCUGCCACUUCCAAUGAACCCCCUUCUAUGUUGCAACUUAGUAAUGCUAUUAGUCAAUUGCACUUUGAUACCGUAAAUGAGGUACCAAGCGCUGAUUUGGAUACAUUCGACAGCCUUAAUACCAGGAGUAUCAUAGAUCAGGCGCUACAAACCAGUCUGCUUUUGGAAAACGCAAUGGAAACUGAACAGUGAAAAAGUUGGAGAACAGAUUUUUGAUAUUAUUUUAAUAACCGUUACAACUGCUUUGUUAAGAAACUAAUUUUUAGUUUUCCUUAAUUUUUUUAAAAAAAUUUCCUAGAAUUCGUAUUUGUUUUGUUUCUAUUGCUCAUUAUGUUUUAUACAUAUGUUAAUGCAUGUUAAAUGCAAUUUUAUUCAUCUGAAAAUCACCAUUGCCUUUUAAUAUUUGUUAUAUUUUAUAUUUAGAUUAAAAAUACAUAUAUUCCCGUA